AUGAUAGAAAUGUGUAAAAGGAUCCUAAGAUAUUUAGAUAAAAAUUCAUUAUCGGAUAUUCAAGAUCCCAAAUACGAUGAGUGUACUCUAUUAAAUUAUUGGGUAUAUAGUAAAUUAGUUAAUAUUUUUCGUUCUGAUAAUUCUAGUAUUAUUGAUAAUCCUUUUGCCGCACUCCUACGGAUAUGGAAUGAAAUUAUUGAUAAACAACCAGAUAAGCCUUUCUAUAAAAAAUGUCAGCCAGACAGUGCUACUAUUAUGAAACGAGACUGGAGGAAAAUAAAAGAACUGUACGAUUAUUAUGUUAAUUAUGACGCGCUUUUUAAAACCGCUAAGAACUUUCCAGAUAAAUGCGAAGAAUAUUAUGGAAAAAUCAAAAAUAUGGAAGAAAUAUUUCAUUAUUUCGAAAAUUUUUGUAGUAACUACCCAAAUGCAUGCCCUAAAAUCUACAAUGAAUGCAAGCCGUAUAAUCCUGAAAGCACAUUAGUUCAAUUACCAUGUCAUUCUAGAAUUAUUGGUAAAAGUGGUCCCAUUUUAAACGAUAAUUCUUCUCAUGAAGUUAUAGGCUCCAUAGAAAUGCAUCCCAAAUCUGCAGAUGAUUUUGUAGUUGAUUUUAAAGAUGUUUUUACAGUCGAAUCUGAAACCCAGUUAUAUAGUGAAAAUUCCGGAAUUGGAACAAAAGUUACUCAUUCAAUUCUUGGCGCUGCUCCAGUUUUAUUAACUGGCACUAUGUUAUAUAGAUACGAACUUGUAAACAUAAUUAUUUACAUGUACUACAAUAAUAAGUAA
This is a messenger RNA of Plasmodium cynomolgi strain B, 786 nucleotides long. RefSeq lists its product as hypothetical. NCBI's taxonomy places the organism in Eukaryota, Apicomplexa, Aconoidasida, Haemosporida, Plasmodiidae. The record is from RefSeq and is a predicted model, not a curated record. The coding region runs from base 1 to 786 and encodes 261 amino acids. The transcript is spliced from 2 exons.